GAGUUUAUGUGCGUGUAGCUCACACGUCACAUGCGUGUCAACACUACGAAUGAUACAGUCUUAGCAAGAAAGUCAACUUCAACACAAGAACAUUUAUUUUGUUGAAAAAAAGGGGCGCCGGCAGCGAACAAAGGAGAGUGUGGUUUAGGGGACGCUACUGCGAAGCGGGCGAAGUACAAUGCAAUUUUCACUCUCCCCGCCUUGUGUUACGUCCCCUCAGCCAUACUCUGAGCCUCCUUUGCCCCGCCAAACAUGAAUAGUCAGCAGUUCAUGAUUCCAGCAGUAGAUAUAAAAUGUGUUGCAGAACCUAACGAGGAAAAAGCGAUUCCUGUAUGCGACGAAUCUUUGCUGAAAGCAACGAAACAAAUCCACGACACAUUUCGUGACUAUGGAUUCUGUUACCUCACCAACCACGGAAUCCCGACAUCUAUUGUGAAUGAUAUCUUUUCUUCCUCCAGAGCUUUCUUUGAACUUCCUGUCAGCAUCAAACAAAGAUAUGCACGUCCUAUAGAAACUAACCAUGGGUGGGCAGCUUGUGAGAGAGAAAGUCUCAAUCCUGAGCGUCCAUAUGCAGACAUGAAAGAAUCUUUCAACUUCAGCCCUUGUGAUAAUGGGCAAUGGCCCAAAGAAGUUCCAGAAAUGAGAAACCAUUUUGUACAGUUUUAUGACUGUUGCUACACCCUAACAAAGCAAGUUCUACGCCUGCUGAGUCUUGCCCUGGAGAUUAAGGACCUUGACUAUGUAGUGAACUGCCAUAAACUCAUUGGACAAAAGGGAAACUAUACUACAUUGAGAAGUCUGUAUUACCCAUCUGUUGGCAAAGAUCUGAAGGAGGGUCAGAUACAGUGUGGUGAACACUCUGACUAUGGCACUAUCACUCUCUUGUUUCAAGACAACACUGGGGGUCUCCAGGUGCUAGGGAAGGACGGACUCUAUCAUGACGUCACCCCUCUGCCUGACGCCGUGCUGGUCAACAUUGGCGACCUCAUGCAGCGCUGGACGGCAGACAAGUACCCUGCUACGAAACACCGAGUGAUCGUUCCUGAGCAAGCACUGAAGGAGGGACGCUCCCGACAAUCGCUCGCCUUCUUUGUCCACCCGGAUGACUCCACCCUCAUCUCAUGUCUGGAUGGCUCCUAGCUAUAUCCGCCCAUCACUAGCUAUGACUACCUAAAGCAGCGCUUUGAGGCUACCUACUAGGGCCCCAACCAUCUGGACUACCCAAAACAGCUAACUACCUCAUUCUGUGUUAAGGACCCACCUGUGCCCAAUAAUCAGAAGCCAUCAUAAGCUAAUAUAGUAUCAGGUGAUGUUGGUUGCAUCAGACUGUGAUAAAGACGGGGACAAGUGGAGAUAGAGAAAAAAAAAACUGCAGAAAGAGAUACAUAGACACCAAUUUCUGGAUCUUUGCGGGUUUGGAUUGUGAUGCCCCUUUCUGUCAUACGUCAUCAUUACCUACUGCCCAUGUAUCUUGCAUGUAUCGUGUAUUGUGCUCGGCUGUGUGUGCGCUAAAUAAAUCCUGUCAUUAUUAAAAGUGCCUUUGCUUAGCGAGACUCUAUAUUUUAAAUAAAAUUUUAAAAUAACA
Messenger RNA from Pomacea canaliculata, 1585 nucleotides. RefSeq names its product 2-oxoglutarate-Fe(II) type oxidoreductase hxnY-like. The record is from RefSeq and is a predicted model, not a curated record. The coding region runs from base 253 to 1140 and encodes 295 amino acids. Gene Ontology annotation, molecular function: dioxygenase activity. NCBI's taxonomy places the organism in Eukaryota, Metazoa, Mollusca, Gastropoda, Architaenioglossa, Ampullariidae. The transcript has 8 exons.